This is a messenger RNA of Salvelinus namaycush (lake trout), 3891 nucleotides long. RefSeq names its product lysophospholipase D GDPD3-like. Gene Ontology annotation, molecular function: phosphoric diester hydrolase activity; phosphatidylcholine lysophospholipase A1 activity. The record is from RefSeq and is a predicted model, not a curated record. Gene Ontology annotation, cellular component: endoplasmic reticulum membrane. NCBI's taxonomy places the organism in Eukaryota, Metazoa, Chordata, Actinopteri, Salmoniformes, Salmonidae. Gene Ontology annotation, biological process: glycerophospholipid catabolic process. The transcript has 10 exons. Bases 393 to 1340 code for a protein of 315 amino acids.
GAGAAGGAGUAGUAAAGUGGAGGAUAGAAAGAGAGAAGAUAAUUGUGUGAAAGAGUCAAGUGAAGUUUAUAAUAUGACCAGGUCAAUUGAGUGUCUUUAGAUGCACUUGAAGAGGAUUUGGAGUGGUUUCUACAUUGGCUGUUAGUUACCUGUGUUAUGAAGCAGCUCGUUGGGGGAUAGCUGAAAAUAUUGAAAGUAUUUUAUUACAACUUGUAGAACAAGGGACUCAUAUCUGGCAGGUUAUUUUCCAUCAGUACACAGCCUGACACUUGUAGGUGUUCUAUUCAUUUAUUGUUAGAGUAUCUAGGAGGAUCCAAGGACCUCUGCCUUUUGAUACUGCGCCUAAUUGCCUUCGGACACUUUUGAGGACCGUUUGUUGAGGAGAAUUGAUUAUGGCCAGUUUCCUGUACUUUAUCCUUCCGGCCCUAGGGGGCUACACCCUGACGUCGCUUUACCUGUUGAAGAACCCUCAGAUCCUCCACAAGAAGAAACGGGCUGCCUUCCACUGCACCCACAUCUCACACAGAGGAGGAAGCGGCGAGAGGAUAGAGAGCACCAUGGAGGCUUUCACACAUGCGGUGGAGCAGGGUACAGGAAUGCUGGAGCUGGACUGUCACCUGACCCUGGAUGGUCAUGUGGUCGUGUCACAUGACGAUAACCUCCUGAGGCAGACUGGCCAUGAUGUCACCAUCUCCUCCCUAAACCUAGAGGACUUACCCUUGUAUAAGGACAGACUGGAGGUCACGUUUAAUGAAGGCCGCUACAGCACCGGAACAGACAGGAAGUUCACCCUGUUGGAGGAAGUGUUCAGGAAGUUCCCUAAGAUGCCAGUCAACAUCGAAAUCAAAGAAGACAACAGCUUGCUGAUGGAGAAAGCGUCCAACAUGGUGAAACAGUAUGAUAGAGAGGACCUCACAGUGUGGGCGACUGAAGACUCUACCAUUAUGAAAAAGUGCCGCAGAACUAACUCCACCAUGCCCUAUAGUUUCAGUAUGAGACGAGGGCUGCAGCUGCUCCUCCUUUACUACAGCGGCCUGCUGCCCUUUGUACCGCUGGGGGAGAGCUUCCUGCAGUUCUACCUGCCCCGCAUCAUUAACAGGACAUAUAUUCCUGAGGAGCGUCUUCUGAAGAACAGAAUGGUCAUCUAUCUGAUAGAAAAAUUAACGAUGAGGAAGAGUCUAUUCAAACAUCUGGCCAAAAGAGGAAUUCAGGUGCACCUGUUCGUCUGCAACGAGGAUCCUGACAUCGAGGCGGCGUUCAAAGCAGGAGCCACAGGCGUCAUGACAGACUACCCCACCCUCCUGACUGACUACCUACACAGACACAGGAGUCAAGACUGACAGCCCAAACCUCCAAUCAAACUACUAAUUCACAAACAGGUUCUUAACUGACAGCUCAAGCUACCUAUCAAGAGACCUCCACUUGAACAUUGUGUAUCACAGAAAGAACCACACUGAAAUCUCAAUUUUCCUUCACAACUCCGGUCUCCACCAAUGAGCAAAAGGACAGAUCUGUGAGGAAGUUGCCCGAAAAGCACAGAUCCAAUACCAGCGUAACUUUCCCAAAUCCCAACCUUAACCAAUAGAGGGAAAAACACAUAACCAAUCUCUGAUCAAUGUCUUUAGGCAACUUCAUUCCAUCUACACAAAAGGAUGUCACUUACACUUACUGUCUUUUGGUUAAUGGAUUGUGGCCAUAUAUUGAGAGACUGUUCACCUCUCUCUGCAGCCUUCCCAAACCCUAAUCUACCAGUGACUGUCUGGAUGUUGUUGGGAGGAGAAGUGAUUUCUUUAAGUCUAUAUCCUUGACGUUCUCUCAUGGUAUUAUGACAUUUACAUAAUGGAACUGACUUUUGGGGUAUUUAUGACAUGCUAUACAAAUUGUAUGUUUAUCAAUGCAAAGAUGUUUUAAGCAUUCAAGACCAACUUCCAUUUGUUUAUACCACUGGAAAAUAAUGGCUUCCAACACACACAGUAUUUAUGUAUUUACUUGCUUCACUUCCUCAUUCUCUCAGCCCAGGCCAUGGUCAAAGUCCGCUCACAGUUCUUAACAAUAAUCUACCAGCCAGUCAGGUCCCAGUGGGAAACAAAGGCUGCACUUUCCUGACCUGGUUCUCUGCAGUAUAGCAAAUAGGUUAAAAUAAUAAGUAGAUCAAUUCAAACAACUCUUUAGAGACCUGGUAAGAGAUUAAGACCUUGUCCUUUAGAUUUCCGAGAAAUAAGCCUUCUGUGACACACACAGCAGCCACAAUGAAUAAGAGCUGGAAACACAGGGCACUGGACUGGUUCAUCUAAAUCUAGAUAAGAAUUUCAGACUUGAGAGUGGAGCACAAGUCAGAUCUUUAGCUAAUGUAAAUUUCUAAUCAUGUUCAUGUAUAAUGAUUUAAUUCUGUUUUUAGAACAAUAAUUUCCCCCAGAGUUGCAUUUGCUUCAUUGUUUUCAUUUUUGUUUGUGGCUUUGAUGGUAUGCCCAUCUAACAGUGGCUAUAUUAGUAGGCCUACUGCCAAUGUUGUGUCAGCACUACUGCCUGUGUCUAAGUUUAACUUAGAGUGGAUGCGAAUGUCAGAAGACUCAAGCCUGGUGUGGACGUAGUUCUGGGCACCACUCGCCCCAUGGUGGGGGUGAGUUGGCGGCACGAGCAGUGGUGUGGGCUGGUAUGGAUAAAACGCCAGGGUCGAAUUCUUGUCCCAGUCCAUCCCUGCGGCCCAGCUCACUAAUAAUCACCUAUUUUUUUAUUUAUUUUUGACAGCGAGGACAUAUGACCUUGUUCAUCCAGUGGCUUUAUUAUUAGGCCUACAGUUUAGUUAUUGUGUUAUGUAGCAAGUAAACUGUAGCUAGUAUACUGUAUUGAGCUACAGUAUCAUAUCCAUAGAAUUAGGAAUUAGAAUAAUUUUAUAGGAUCUCUGAUCUUUCUCAUGCGUGACCAAGGACAACAUGGACAGGAUUCAGAUGACUUCUACAUAGCUUAACCUAACGUAGCAUGUGUAGUAGAAAUGCCUGAAACGAGUUCCCCUACAUACUGGUCUUGACGAGAGAAAAAAAACUUGUCGGGGGAGGUUCUCUUCUGCACUGUUCAACCAAUCCAGUAAAUGUGGAGGAGGAGAACAGAUGGAGUGUCGCCCUACCUCAGUGGAUUAGCCUUGUUAAAGUCCAAAAGAGGAAGUUGAGUCACAGGCUCUGUUUCCAUUUCCCCUGAAACCCGGAACAUCUGGUUGUUGGGGACUCAGCAGAGAUACUUAGAAAGUAGAAGAUAGGAAUCCCAGUGGCCAAUGAAUGGUGAAACGUAUAAUGCCCCACUAGCAGACUGUUGGCCAAUCGCGUUCACGUUGUCAUUCUGCGUCAUGCGGUUGCUAAACUAAUCGUCAAGCAAUCCCUUCUAAAAGUCAGGGUAUGACGCCACAUUCAUGUGCAAGUCGGACCUAAGAAACUCGGACAUUUCCGACUUGCUAACUGGCUGUAGUUAUAUACUUACCACGUUCAACGAAUCAGCAAGUCGGAAAUGUCUGUGUUUCCUAGUUCCGUUUAGCAUAUGAACAGUACCGCCGUAUGAGUCAUAAUACCCAUAAAACCUUGCAGUGAAACAAAGAAAUGGUUCCAAUCGUUUUUCCACUGUUAAUUUUUCCCAUAAGUGAUUUUAGAAAUACUUAAGUAAUUUUUUUGUGGUAUCUGUACUUUACUAUUUCCAUUUUUGACAACUUUUACUUAACUACAUUCCUAAACAAAAUUCUGUACUUUUUACUCUAUACAUUUUCCCUGACACACACUUUCUUAGGACAGAAGAUGGUCCCAUUUGCACUCAUAUCAACAGAACAUCCCUGGUCAUCCCUAUUGCCUCAUCUGGCGGACUAACUAAACACAAAUGCCAUGUUUUUAAAUACUGUUGGAGUGUGAC